This is a messenger RNA of Lasiodiplodia theobromae, 756 nucleotides long. Its product is annotated as Ribosomal protein S25 mitochondrial. NCBI's taxonomy places the organism in Eukaryota, Fungi, Ascomycota, Dothideomycetes, Botryosphaeriales, Botryosphaeriaceae. Gene Ontology annotation, cellular component: mitochondrial small ribosomal subunit. Bases 1 to 756 code for a protein of 251 amino acids. The transcript is spliced from 2 exons. The record is from RefSeq and is a predicted model, not a curated record. Gene Ontology annotation, molecular function: structural constituent of ribosome.
AUGGCCCGCACCAAGAUGGCCUCGCGCGUUCACCGCGCCGCGACCCAGCUCCUCGAGACGAAGCGCAUGAAGGUGCCACCGCCGUGGUACGAUGUCGUCGCCGAUGUGCCGCCUGCGCAACAGCUCGUCCGCCCGCUCCAGCGUACCUACAAUGUAAAAGACCUGCGAAAGAACGUCCGCAAGCCGUCCCGCAUGUUCCAGCCCCAGAAGCUCGCCUACCAGGAGGACGACCUGCGGAAAGACUUCUUCAAGGACCACCCGUGGGAGCUGGCCCGGCCGAGGGUGAUACUCGAGAAUGACGGUGCGGACGGCAAGAGAUGGGAUUGGAGCAAGAUCGUGCAGCCGGGAAAGAAGCUGGACGGCGAGAGCGUUGUUCAACGCCAACUCUGGCUCAUGAAACAUGAAAAGCUAGAUAGGCCCACGGCCUAUGACCGAGCCCGCAAAGAGUUCUACGACUACCGGCACUUCGAGGCCAUUGAGCAGCGCCUCGCCAAGGAGGAGGCGCUGGCUGUGGGCGCGUACUUUGGCCUGGGCCCGCUCGAGGUGGGUAUGGAGCUCGAGAACCAGGCCUUCGAGGAAUGGAAGACCUGGGCGCUCAACGAGAUCGAGCUCCAACGCCAGGCGCAGGCCGCUAUGUACAGCGGUGCCGAGUCGGGGGCCGUGCUGGAAGAAGGCGACCCUGCUCUCUCGGAUGCCGCCGAGGAGGUCGAAGAGAGCAUACCAGCGACAAGCGACGGGCAGGAGGCCCACCCGUGA